Messenger RNA from Didymodactylos carnosus, 1392 nucleotides. The record is from the annotation of a GenBank genome assembly. Lineage: Eukaryota; Metazoa; Rotifera; Eurotatoria; Philodinida; Philodinidae.
AUGUCUGUUGUAUUAGAAACGACAUUAGGCAAUCUAAUAAUUGAUUUAUAUUAUGAUGAACGUCCGAUAUGUUGUAAAAAUUUUCUUCUACUAUGUAAAAUGAAAUAUUAUAAUUUUUGUUUAUUUCAUUCCAUUCAAACAAAUUUCAUUGCUCAAUCCGGUGAUCCAACGGGUACUGGUCGUGGGGGUGAAUCUAUUUAUAAACAAUUGUAUGGUGAACAAGCUACUUAUUUUGAUAUGGAAAAAAAACCUAUAAUAAAACAUCGUAAACGUGGUUGUAUAUCAAUGGUCAAUAAUAAAUUUAAUCAACAUGGUUCACAAUUUUUUCUUACAUUAUUUCCUGAAUUAGAUUCAUUAGAUGAUAUUCAUACGGUAUUUGGUGAAGUUGUGGAUGGUUUCGAUGUAUUAGAUAAAUUGAGUAUAUCUGUUUGCAAUAAAGAAUAUCGACCUUAUCAUGAUAUAAGAAUAUUACAUACUGUUAUAUUGAAUAAUCCUUAUGAAUCAAUACCAACAACAUUAAAAUAUCCAUCUCGUUCACCAUCACCAACGUUGGAACGUAUACAAUCAUCAAUGAUUAGUUUUGAUGAAUUAUUUGAUGAAGGUCAAAUAAAUGGAAAAACAGACGAAGAAACUAAAAAUUAUAUUGAAGAAAAAGAGGCACAAGCACGUGCACAAAUUCUUGAAUUAAUUGGUGAUUUACCUGAAGCUGAUAUUAAACCACCAGAGAAUGUUUUAUUUGUAUGUAAAUUAAAUCAAAUAACGACUGAUGAAGAUUUAGAAACAAUAUUUUCUCGAUUUGGUGAAAUUAUAAGUUGUGAAAUUGUACGAGAUAAAAAAACAAAUGAAUCUUUAUGUUAUGCAUUUAUUGAAUAUGUAAAUCAAGAUGAUUGUGAACAAGCCUAUUUUAAAAUGGAUAAUGUUUUAAUUGAUGAUAGACGAAUUCGAGUCGAUUUUAGUCAAUCGGUUGCCAAAUCAAAAUGGGAGCUUGAACAAAAACAACGAGCAGUAAAAGGCAGAAAGCAACAAUCUUCUUCUAACCAACAAAAUCGUUCUCCACAUUCAUCAACUUCUCGUAAGAAAAAUGAAUCUCCUCAUCGUAUUAAAAGAGAACAAUCUUCUUCUAACCAACAAAAUCGUUCUCCACCUUCAUCAACUUUUCGUAAGAAAAAUGAAUCUCCUCAUCGUAUUAAAAGAGAAUAUUCACCUUCGAGAAAUAAUGGUCAUAACAAACGACGUUCUCCUUUGCCUCCUAAAAAACGUCGCUCUUCUUCAUCUUCUUCUUCUUCAUCUUCAAAUAGUCCGAUACAUAAGUCGAAAAAAACUGAUUAUUCACAUAGACAUCAUCGACAUCACCAUUCUUCUUCUUCUAAACAUGAUAGAAGAAAACAUUAA